UCUUGCCCUGUAGGCAUUUCGCUAUUUUCCACCUCCGGUUUUUCAUUUACUCUGAAGCUGAGCCAUGGCUAAAUGGUGGAAAUGGAUGUGGAAUCAUCGGAAUUAUCUGAUCAUCUUCCUGACCCCCCUGUUGAUCCUGCCCCUACCCUUGGUCAUUAACACCCCGGAGGCUCGGUGUGGCUUUGUCAUCAUCCUGAUGGCCCUGUACUGGUGCACUGAGUGCCUGCCCCUGGCGGUCACAGCACUGCUUCCCGUCAUCCUGUUCCCUAUGAUGGGCAUCAUGGAAUCCGGAGAGGUUUGUGUGCAGUACCUGAAGGACUCCAACAUGCUGUUCAUCGGGGGCCUACUCGUGGCCAUCGCUGUGGAGCACUGGAACCUGCACAAGCGCAUCGCCCUGCGGGUGCUCCUGCUGGUGGGCGUCCGGCCGGCGCUGCUCAUGAUGGGCUUCAUGGGCACCACGGCCUUCCUGUCCAUGUGGAUCAGCAACACGGCCUCCACCGCCAUGAUGCUGCCCAUCGCCCAGGCCGUGCUGGCGCAGCUGAGCAGCACAGAGGCUGCGGCAGAUGAGCGGGAGCAGCGGGGCGGCGAGGACAACCAGGCCUUCGAGAUGGACGGCAAACUCAAGGAGGACAUUGUGGAGUCAAUGAAGGAUGCGGAGGAAGGUGACCAGAGGAGAGAGCAGAGGGAGCAGAAGUACCUGAAGCUGUCGAAGGGCAUGAGCCUGUGUGUCUGCUACUCAGCCAGCAUCGGGGGCACCGCCACCCUGACCGGCACCACCCCAAAUCUUAUUCUGAAGGGGCAGGUGGAUGAGCUGUUUCCAGACAACAACGAUGUGAUCAACUUUGCCACCUGGUUUGGAUUCUCCUUCCCCAACAUGCUGCUGAUGUUGAUCCUCUCCUGGUUCUGGCUCCAGUUCAUGUUCAUAGGUUUCAACCUCAAGAAGUCGUUUGGCUGUGGGAAGAGGAACGAAGGUGAUGAAGAAGCCUACCAGGUGAUGAAGAAUGAGUACAAGAAGCUGGGCAGCAUCUCCUUUGCGGAGGGCAGCGUGCUCGUCAUCUUCGUCAUUCUGGUGCUGCUGUGGUUCACCAGGGAGCCUGGGUUCAUGCCUGGCUGGGCUACAGUGUUAUUCAACAUGGACAAACAAUACGUCACCGAUGGCACAGUAGCCAUCUUCAUGUCUAUGAUGUUCUUCAUUAUCCCAUCCCGGAUGCCGUCGCUGGCUUAUCGCGGAGGAGGUGAUGAAGGUGCAAGUGAGAAGAACAUCAAGGCUCCACCAACCCUGCUCAGAUGGGAGGUGGUCCAGGAGAAGAUGCCCUGGAACAUCAUCCUGCUGCUGGGAGGGGGCUUUGCCCUGGCCAAAGGCAGUGAGGUCUCGGGCUUGUCCCUGUGGCUGGGGGAGAGCCUGACACCCCUGAAGAGCAUCCCCCCGUUCGCCAUCUCACUUCUGCUCUGCCUGUUGGUGACCACCUUCACCGAGUGCUCCAGCAACACAGCCACCACUACACUCUUCCUGCCCAUCCUGGCCUCCAUGGCCACCGCCAUCCAGCUGCACCCGCUCUACAUCAUGCUGCCCUGCACCCUCUGUGCCUCCCUGGCCUUCAUGCUGCCAGUGGCCACCCCCCCCAACGCCAUUGCCUUCUCCUACGGCCAGCUCAAAGUCAUGGACAUGGCGAAGGCUGGCUUCGCGCUGAACCUCAUCGGUGUCCUGGCCAUCAACUUUGCCUUGAACACCUGGGGCACAGCAAUGUUUCACCUGGACACCUACCCAUCCUGGGCCAACGCCACGGGCCCCGUCUGAGCCUCCUGGAGGGGGGAGGCACUCAGAGAGCAAAAAGAAUAUUCCAUACUUGGCCUCUGUGAAUAAACUGCCUCAUAUACUCUGCA
This is a messenger RNA of Brienomyrus brachyistius, 1884 nucleotides long. Its product is annotated as solute carrier family 13 member 2-like. Gene Ontology annotation, biological process: monoatomic anion transmembrane transport. Gene Ontology annotation, molecular function: transmembrane transporter activity. Gene Ontology annotation, cellular component: membrane. NCBI's taxonomy places the organism in Eukaryota, Metazoa, Chordata, Actinopteri, Osteoglossiformes, Mormyridae. The record is from RefSeq and is a predicted model, not a curated record. The transcript has 12 exons. The coding region runs from base 65 to 1798 and encodes 577 amino acids.